AUGCGAUUCACAUCUUUACCCUCGGCCCUCCUGCUUGGACUCGCCUUGCACAUUGGAGUAGAAGGUGCAGGCUUGGAGGACAAGAAACCCAAGCCUGUUGACCCAUGUACUAUUUCAUCGACAACAGGGUCUUUUUUUGAUCUGAGACCAUUAUCGAUACAAGCUCCAGAAGAAGGGAAGAAACCUGCCAAAAAUGCGAAGACGGACAGCUGGCAUGCAAGAGGAUAUGAUUACAAAGGAAACUUUACACUGAACGUGUGCGCGCCAGUGGUAGAAGAGGUGAAGGAUUUUGUGGGAGUAGACAAAAACCAUUGGAAGAAUGUGAGCGCUUUUUAUGAAUAUGACGGAAAGAAGUAUUCCGUAGGUCAGCAAUCAGGAAACUUAACACUCCGCGGAAGAAAGCUUGUUGUAGAGUAUACGAAUGGAUCGCCAUGUGGAGGAAAGAACAAAAAAAGAAGCUGGGACGAUGACGAUGACGACGAUAAAUCCAUACGGCGGAAAUCUAGCAUAAUAUCUUUUCAUUGCGAGAAAGACCCACUCGCUACUGCAUCCGCCUCGUACGUAGGAACCGAUCCAGAAGAAUGCGCCUAUUUCUUCGAAGUGCGCUCACAAGCUGCUUGCGGAGGCUCCGAACCUGCCAAACAGACUGUAGGUCCGGGUGCUGUCUUCGCCAUCAUAGGAGUUAUUGCUAUACUGCAUAGGAGAUUUCAUAAAGGUGAGCUGCAAAAAAUGUCUUAUGAGAUCAGCACCACAACUCUUUCCCCGUGUAGCGUCCGUUCGGGAUGGCUCGUCGAUAUUGCCGACGAUGGAGGUGAGGGGAAUGUCGAAUCGCAGGUCGCAGAAGUCGACGUUUUCAUCAUCGCUACUUCAUCAUGCUCAAGAUGUUUACCAACCCAUAGGGGAUAUAAUACCUUGAGUAUCUCCGCAAAUGGACACUCUGGAGAUGGAAGUAAUGGUAGAGGGAGUGGGAGGGAUAGAGGCGUUAGUGCAAAUGAAAGUGGGAGGAGAAAUUCGGGGAGUGAGGAUGAAAAUCGUUUGAUAGAUCAAUUGGAUGAGGAGUGGGAUGAUUAG
This is a messenger RNA of Botrytis fragariae, 1071 nucleotides long. RefSeq names its product putative vacuolar sorting receptor protein. The record is from RefSeq and is a predicted model, not a curated record. Gene Ontology annotation, biological process: vacuolar transport. The coding region runs from base 1 to 1071 and encodes 356 amino acids. NCBI's taxonomy places the organism in Eukaryota, Fungi, Ascomycota, Leotiomycetes, Helotiales, Sclerotiniaceae. The transcript is spliced from 4 exons.